AUGAACCGCAAGCCUCUGGGGCCCGCCCCGUCCACGGUCACCAAUGUCGCUCCCACCAACAUGCGAGCCCAUUCCCGCGCCACUUCGCACGCAGGCUCGGGAGCUUACACCGAAAUGAGGGCUCAGGCGUGGAAGGAGCGCGAGCACGAGAAGCUACAGCGCUCGCAGAUGCAGGCUGAAAAUGAUGCCGAGCAUCAAGCUCGGAGGCAAGCAUCGGUCCGCCCUUCUCACGGCCCUCUCUCUGCUAGCAUCUCCGACCGCAGGAUGAGUCAAUUUCCAUCGUCUGAAGACGAUACCUUCGCCAUACGCAACACAGACAGCGGAAGACACCUCCGCGUCUUGCCACCAUCGAGCUUGCCCAUGACCUCCGAGAACUUGUCGAAUGUGUCGACAGGAUCCAGCCAGCUGUCGUCUUCCUCCUCCACAGGAAUCGUUCGCAAGCGCAGUCAGACAGUCUCGACGCAGGAUCAAUACGGACCGCAACAGUUCUCAUCUCGCUCCCAGGCUCAAGCGAACGCAUCGUACCACCACCAGCACGAGCAGACACAAUACGCUCGUCAGGACUCUGCCUUUGCCCCUUCCAGAGCGGAUUCUCGUUCCUGCACGCAAUCGCCCGUUGAGCCUCCCGAUCAGCUCAUCGGCAUUGACGCUCUUCAGACUGCUUUCUCGGCCAAGUACUACGAGCUGGCCAACAAAUGCAAGAGCUGGGAGACGUACGCCGCAAAGCUUCGAGCUCACAUUGGCGUCCUCGAGGCUGAGAACCGGGUGCUCCAGGAGCAAAACGCACAUCUCGAGAGCGACAAUGCUCACCUUCAGACCAUUCUGCGUCAAGAGGAGAAAGCACGCACUCAGAUGCAGGGUCGGAUGACCUCCCUCGAAGACUGCUUGUCCCAGCGCAGCGCCUUUGAGGCCAACCUCGAUGCACAGUACCGCGCUCUCGAGAUGCUGGAGCUCGAACACCUCUCCCUCCCGUCGGCACCGUCAUCUGUGGAAAAGGGCAAGGACCACGUUGUGGAGAAUAGCCGAACUCCUUACUGCUCGUCCAACCUUCAGUUCGAUGACCGCACCGAGAGCCGUCAGCAAGUGAUGCAGGGCUACCUCAAUGGUGACCAUAGUCUCGGUUCGACGACUGUGGUGCCCCGCUCGCACCUCGAUCCCAACCACAGCCAUGUCUACUCGACGCAAGGAACUUCAAUCGAAGAAGGGCACAGCAAGUGGGACAGCGCACAAGCACAAGAGUCGACUCAGACUGCUAUCGAUACGCGAGUCAAUGCUGGUGGUCGGAGCUCCCGCCUGGGCAAUCGCGCCGAUGUUCCUGCACCGCGCGCUGCUCAUCGAAGGUCAGGAACGGUUGGUGCCAUUGGCAUGCUCGGGCUCAGCACCGGUUCUGCUGUGGCAAGCUCUCGCGGCCUGACCUCUCACAACACGACACAGAAGGAUGCAGUCCAAGCCUUCGCUAGGCCAGCCUCAGCACAACAUUUUCACAGCACGCGUCUCGAACGCAACGUCACCACAACAGCCGCCAACAUCGUCACCAACGUCGGUGUCACCAAGACCGCCCUUCAGAGCAAACGUCGGAGCACCGUCUCGGGAGAGCGCGGUCCGCUCAGCCUCGCUCAGGUCGUCAAAGGCGCCCUCAUGACUUCUGGCGUCGUCGCUGCUCAGAGUCGUCAGACCAGUCCCAAAGAUCAGCCCAUGUCCACCAGUGACUACCUGCAGGAGUGUGUCGAGAAGCGACGCGAAGCGAUGCGAUCCUCCUUCAGCGCCCAGCAGAAGGGCGUGGCUCCUGCUGGAGUCCAGGGAGGCCACUCGCGACCCGCAUCGCGUGCUGCUUCGAGGUUGAGCACACAGUCGGGCCAGCGCAGUCGUAGUCGAACGGGCAGCGUGCACGAUGCGAUCCCUGUCGCUAUUGAGGAUGUCUUUUGCGAAAAGAAGACGUUUCGCGCUCACUCGGCAGAGCCUUCACCGGAGUUCUUGACGCAGCAACUUGCUGCCACGGGUCUCGACUGCCAAGGCGACAGCUCUACGACCUCGCAGCGGCUCAUGGCUGCAAGCGAAUAUCUUGCUCAAGACCAGCUGAUGACACGCUCAGAGAUGAGCAUCGCCUCCUCGAGCCCGGGCUCAUUCAUGCUCCCUACGCCGGCGAGGGAAUCAAGUGGCGGAAAUCCCGGCAUCGAGAGGCAGAUCUACCUCAAGUUUCGCGACGAGCUGGAUGCUGACGAGUUUAAGAAGUUCGAAUCGUGCAUUCAGCGCUACGACUGGAUGGAGAUCCAGCUCGAGGGCAAAAAGGGCUUGAUCACGCGCGUCAAGCGGAUCCUGCUCUUGUCGGACCCCGAUCUCAGGAACAAGCCCGAGAAGCUGCGAAGGCGACAGCAGCUGGCUCGCGAGUUUCAGAGCAUGGCCAAGAACUUCGGCCAGAGCAAGAGGUCGUAG
This is a messenger RNA of Kalmanozyma brasiliensis GHG001, 2433 nucleotides long. RefSeq lists its product as uncharacterized. The transcript has a single exon. Lineage: Eukaryota; Fungi; Basidiomycota; Ustilaginomycetes; Ustilaginales. The coding region runs from base 1 to 2433 and encodes 810 amino acids. The record is from RefSeq and is a predicted model, not a curated record.